This is a messenger RNA of Oxyura jamaicensis (ruddy duck), 1731 nucleotides long. RefSeq names its product calcium homeostasis modulator family member 4 (gene CALHM4). The transcript is spliced from 2 exons. NCBI's taxonomy places the organism in Eukaryota, Metazoa, Chordata, Aves, Anseriformes, Anatidae. Bases 140 to 1096 code for a protein of 318 amino acids. The record is from RefSeq and is a predicted model, not a curated record. Gene Ontology annotation, molecular function: monoatomic cation channel activity.
UUUUUUUUAGUGGUUGUUUUAUUUUAAGCUAUUGGGAUUGGUUUGUUUCCAUUCUAGUCUGCUACUAGUGUUAGUUAACUACAAUUAAAAGCUAUUAUUGACUUAACGCAAAAGCAUCUGGUAAAGAGUAAGAUCUAAAAUGACUUUUCUUCCAAAGUGGCUAACUUUUCUAAAGGGCAAAGAGGUUGUUAUUGCUAAUGCCAUAAUUGCAAUAUUGACAAUUGGUGGGCAGCAACUCUUCUCUUUCUUUACGUUCAGCUGUCCCUGUCAUGUGGGGCAGAACCUCAUCUACGGGCUGGCCUUCCUAGGUGUUCCUGCGCUGAUCCUUCUGGUUGUUGGCUAUGCUCUGAACAACCAGACUUGGAGGCUGGUCACAGGCAAAAGGUCUCCCCUUCAGGCAGAGGGCACGCAAAACCAGCUGCUGCAGUGCAAGCUGACCUGCUUUGUCCUGUGCAGCAUCACUGGGAGAGCGCUGGUCGCUCCUGUAACGUGGCUAGCGGUCACUCUGAUAAACGGCUCCUACUACGUGUGUGCCAUGAGCGAGUAUGUCUCUGUAUAUUAUUAUGGAGCUAAUCCUAACGUUACUGCUAGCGAACGCAAAAAGAUACUGGCUGCAUUCCCUUGCAGUCAGUUAAUUCCUCCAGAGCUGAGCCGGGCAAGAGAUGAAGUGAUUCUCCUACUCCGAUACCAGUCACAAGUGGCUGGCUGGCUUCUGAUUGCUGUGGUAGUCAUCACCGUCUUCCUGUCUUACUGCCUGGCAAGCUGCUUCUCCCCGCUCAGCUUCCUACACUUCAGAUACUGGACCAGCUAUGUCCAUAAUGAGCAGGAGCUCUUUGAUGAAGCGACAGACCAGCACUCCAAGCUCUAUGCCAUCCAGCACAUAAGGAAGUUUUUUGGCUUUGUCCCAGGGAGUGAGAACGUAGGAGAAAUCCGUAUCCCAUCUCUCAGAGAGUGGCAAGCCAUUUCUGGACUAGCCUUCCUAAAACUGGUGGAUGAGGAGCAUUAUGACUACAGCCUCCUCCAUGACUGGGCGCUCAAGGGUUCUGUAGACAGGAAAUACCUGAAGCUUGAUGAAGACCCUGUGACCACAACUUAGCUCUGAGGGUCUGAACACCACCAACACCUUGUAGAAAAGCAGGAAUGUAUCUAGCUCAGCUUCAGACCUGAGCUGCUGUGGAACUUUCUGAGACCUUAUUACAUAAAGCACAUGAGCAAAUACCUUGUUACACUCAUCCGUUAGGUGCUUAUAGGUAUCUCCUGAUGGCAUCUGACUCGUGUGAGAUGUGAUGGUCUACGUCCAGAUUGCUUUCUAACACUUCUGCAAAAAGGAUGAGUUUUACUGGAAAGUAGGUUAUCCCCAAAUGCUUUGUAUCCCCACCCAUUAGCUAUUAAUUUUAAUAUUUUUUUUUAGACUCUGAACAAUUAAAUUGUAUGAGCCUGAUCCAUUCUGUGCAGACUAAAAGUGUACACCCAGCAUUGUCUUACUGACCUCUAGCAGAAAUGCCUUAUUUCCCCCUUCCACUUCUUUCUUAUACUAUGUGACUAAAAUAUGCUGAGCUAACUACAAAUUCAAUCUGUGGAUAUAGCAGUACAGAAGAAACAUAAGGAAAUUUCAGCAACAAAAGCUAAAUCUAGAUACAGUGAUAAGAACUUUCAGUUCUGUUAAAAGGAUAAAAAUGCUCCCUAAGAUGCACAGGAUGGAGGGGUGCAGCAUGUAGCAGCUGUGUGUGU